Messenger RNA from Closterium sp. Yama58-4, 597 nucleotides. The record is from the annotation of a GenBank genome assembly. NCBI's taxonomy places the organism in Eukaryota, Viridiplantae, Streptophyta, Zygnematophyceae, Desmidiales, Closteriaceae.
AUGAGCCUCUCCUUCUAUUCUUUAUUGAACUCUCUUUCUAUCCCUCGUUCGUUCUCUCGUUCGUUCUCUCUCGUUCUCUCUUUCUCGUUCUCUCUCUCUGUCUCUUUCUCUCGUUCUCUCUCGCUCUCUCGUUUUCUCUCUUCCGUUCUCUCUCUGCCGUUCUCUCUCUCCCUCCCAUUCUCAAUCUCCCGUUCUCACUCUCCCGUUCUCUAUCUCCCGUUCUCUCUCGUUCUCUCUCUCUCUCUCUCUCUCUCUCUCUCUCUCUCUCUCUCGCUCUCUCUCUCUCUCUCUCUCUCUCUCUCUCUCUCUCUCUCUCUCUCUCUCUCUCUCUCUUUCUCUCUCUCUCGUUCUCUCUCUCUCGUUCUCUCUCUCUCGUUCUCUCUCUCUCGUUCUCUCUCUCUCUCUCUCUCUCUCUCUCUCUCUCUCUCUCUCUCUCUCUCUCUCUCUCUCUCUCUCUCUCUCUCGUUCUCUCUUUUCCGUUCUGUCUCGUUCUCUCUUUCUCGUUCUCUCUUUUCCAUUCUGUCUCGUUCUCUCGUUCUCGUUCUCUCGUUCUUUUUCUCUCACGUUUUUUUCUCGUUUCCUUUCCAUUUUUUUUAA